Molecule: messenger RNA, 360 nt
Organism: Ilex paraguariensis (yerba mate)
Lineage: Eukaryota; Viridiplantae; Streptophyta; Magnoliopsida; Aquifoliales; Aquifoliaceae
Source: the annotation of a GenBank genome assembly
GAUCCUAAGAUUGUUCAAGCAAGUGAUUUCUCCUUCAAUGGGCUACUCAUUGCUGGUAACAUGUUGAAUGCAAUUGGAUCAAGAGUAACGCCGGUAGUUGUAGCUCAACUGCCAGGGCUGAACACUCUAGGCAUCUCUGUGGCCCGAAUUGAUAUUGCACCUUGGGGUCUUUUCCAUUUCCAGUGCAACGUUGGCCAAGGUAAUGCGGUUGCAAUCGCGGCUCUCAGUAGCCAAAAUCCUGGUGUUAUUACCACUGCAAAUGCAGUCUUCAAAGCAAAUCCUGACAUCCCUAGCGAUCUUAUUGCAAAUGCUUUUCAAGUUAAUAGAAAUGUGAUCUAUCAAAUUCAGUCACGAUUCUAA